This is a messenger RNA of Glycine soja, 486 nucleotides long. RefSeq lists its product as uncharacterized. Bases 1 to 486 code for a protein of 161 amino acids. The record is from RefSeq and is a predicted model, not a curated record. The transcript has a single exon. Lineage: Eukaryota; Viridiplantae; Streptophyta; Magnoliopsida; Fabales; Fabaceae.
AUGGGAGAACUGAAGUUUUUCCUUGAACUACAAGUAAAUCAAACAAACAACGAAACUUACAUUCUUCAAACCAAGUAUAUGACAGAACUUCUAAAUAAGUUCAACAUGGAUGAUGCAAAAGAAAUGAAGACACCUAUACAUCCAACCACAUACCUAGGGCUGGACGAAGAAUCUAAAAAGUUGUACAGAACCCAAUAUAGAGCAAUGAUUGGAUCAUUGUUAUACCUUACAGCGUAUAGGCCUGAUAUAAUGUUCAGUGUUUGCUUAUGUGCAAAGUUCCAAAAAGAACCAAGGAAAGUCAUUUUAUCUGUUGUUAAACGCAUUUUUAGAUAUCUUAUUGGAACUUAUAACCUUGGUUUAUGCUUUAAAAGAACGAAAGAUUUUGGACUCACAAGCUACUGUGAUGUUGACUAUGCUGGAGAUAAGCUUGAAAGGAAGAGUAAUAGUGGAAGUUGUCACUUCAUUGGUGGCAACUUGGAUAUGUAA